UAUAACACUCAGUUGCCCAUCGACCGCAGCAACACACAGUUCUAGUUUCAAGUUUUCGCUUUUAAGAAAAAAAAAAAAACAGAAUGCUGCGCGUUUUAAAGACCGGUGCCUUGUUGCGGGCCCAGACCAAGAACUUUGUCGCAGCUGUGGCGCACUACUCCGACCUCCCACAGCCCCAGACCAAGCCCGAAAUUCUCUACACUGGGCUGUUCAUCAACAACGAGUGGCACAAGAGCAAAUCGGGCAAAACCUUCUGCACUGUUAACCCUGCCACAGAGGAGGGUAUUGCCGAAAUCCAGUCCGGUGAUAAGGAGGAUAUUGAUUUGGCUGUCCAGGCUGCCCGUCAGGCGUUCCAGCUGGGCUCCCCAUGGCGCCGUAUGGACGCUUCCGACCGUGGUCGCCUCCUUUACCGUCUGGCUGAUCUGAUGGAGCGCGAUCAGGUUUACUUGGCUAGCUUGGAGACCCUUGACAAUGGCAAGCCAUACAGCGUGGCCUACAAUGUGGAUCUGCCGUUUUCCAUCAAGAACCUGCGCUACUUUGCAGGCUGGGCGGACAAGAUCCACGGCAAGACGAUUCCCAUGGACGGUGACUUCUUCAAUUACACCCGCCACGAGCCCGUGGGUGUUUGCGGUCAGAUCAUCCCCUGGAACUUCCCCAUCUUGAUGAUGGCCUGGAAAUUGGGUCCUGCCCUGGCCACCGGCAACACCAUUGUCCUGAAGCCAGCCGAGCAAACCAGCUUGACUGCCCUUUACAUUGCCCAGCUGGUCAAGGAGGCUGGCUUCCCGGAGGGCGUGGUCAAUGUGGUGCCCGGAUUCGGAAAAACCGGUGCUGCCCUGGCCAACCACUGCGACGUCGACAAGGUGGCCUUCACUGGAUCCACUGACGUGGGCAAGCUCAUCCAGCUGGCCUCUGGCAACACCAACCUGAAGCGCGUGACCCUGGAGCUGGGAGGCAAGUCGCCCAACAUUAUCCUGGCCGACUCUGACCUGGACUACGCCGUGGAGACCGCUCACUUUGGUCUCUUCUUCAACAUGGGCCAGUGCUGCUGCGCUGGAUCCCGUACCUUUGUGGAGGACAAGAUCUACGACGAGUUCGUGGAGCGCAGUGCCGAGCGCGCCAAGAAGCGCACCUUGGGCAACCCCUUCGACCUGAAAACCGAGCAGGGUCCUCAGGUCAACGAGGAGCAGAUGGAGAAGAUCCUGGGCCUGAUCAAGACUGGCGAGAAGCAGGGAGCCAAGCUGGUGGCCGGUGGAAAACGCCCCGAGGGCCUGCCCGGCUACUUCGUCGAGCCAACCGUGUUCGCCAACGUCGAGGACGACAUGACCAUUGCCACCGAUGAGAUCUUCGGCCCUGUGCAGCAACUGAUCCGCUUCAAGAAGCUGGACGAGGUCAUCGAGCGUGCCAACAACUCUGAAUAUGGUCUGGCUGCCGGAAUCUUCACCAAGGAUCUGGACAAGGCCAACUACCUUGUGAACGGCCUGCGUGCCGGCACCGUGUGGGUGAACACCUAUAACGUGCUCGCUGCCCAGUCUCCCUUCGGCGGCUACAAGAUGUCCGGCCACGGACGUGAGAAUGGCGAGUACGCGCUUUCCAACUACACGGAGGUCAAGAGCGUUGUCGUCAAGGUGGCCCAGAAGAAUUCCUAAGCAGCACCAUACAUUUUGCCCUCCGAGAGGGAUGUGAAACGGCUCUGCCUGUUAAGGUGAUUUAAAAUUUUUACUAUAAAUAUCUAAAUUAAAUAAGUGUACAUCUCUAAAUUGAAAUAAAGGCUUCGAAACAUGUAUAGUUAUAAA
This is a messenger RNA of Drosophila bipectinata, 1793 nucleotides long. RefSeq names its product Aldehyde dehydrogenase (gene Aldh). The record is from RefSeq and is a predicted model, not a curated record. NCBI's taxonomy places the organism in Eukaryota, Metazoa, Arthropoda, Insecta, Diptera, Drosophilidae. Gene Ontology annotation, molecular function: aldehyde dehydrogenase (NAD+) activity.